AUGGCUUCACACGUGCCUCGACCUGUGGCUCGAUAUGUGCCAGACGAGAUUUUACUGAUGAUUUUCUCGUAUGUCAAACUACCACAUAAUAUCGGGUCUCUACAUCCCAAUAUGGAAAGAAAGGGCCUUGAAACUUUGAAAGCCCUGGUCCGUUGCUCGAAGCGGUUCCAUCGCAUUGCGAAGCCUCUCCUAUAUAAGACAGUAUACGUUCGUAAUACUUUCGAACGUCACGCGCUUAUCAGGGCACUCUCGAGGCAACCAGACCUUGGCCGGCUUAUUCAUAACUUCCUAUUAGAUGACAUCACUUAUAUUCAUAAAUGCCCACACCCACGCCCACGCUCACGCCCACGCCCACGCUCACGCCCACGCCCAAUUCUCGACCGCAACAUAGUAAAUAACGAGAUCGAAAGCCCACAGAGGAAAUUUGCCCUACCCCCCGUAAUGAUGAAACGAAUGUUAAAGAGCCUCAGCUGUGACUCAGAAGUUGCCUUUCUACUUGCAUUUGUACCGAACCUGAAAUAUUUGUUCUUAGAUCUACCGAUCGGCACGGGCGUGUUGGACAUCUUUCAAUAUGUUACAGGGAAAAUUAAGCCUAGGCCUAGGGGACGACUAGGAGCUCCUGGAAACUUUAGACUUCUAUCAAAAGGCCACUUCUCGGAACUGCAAAACAUAAUACUAGGCAGUCGUAUAUUCCCGAGAGAUCCUGAUUCAAGAAUAUUCGCAACACUUGGCAAUUAUGUCGGAUCGUCGCAGAAACUUGAUAAGAGUCAACAAUUAAUUGUAGCGAUAUUCGACUUUCCCAAUCUCAUCUCGUUUUCCAUUGGUCGACUCUUUUGGGGCAGAUCGAUGUUAAACAAGAUCCCCGCGGUUUUAGGCCUACGACACAUAGACCUCGAUGUGAUAUGGCUAAAUAGCCGAUGUUUAAUAAAUUUACUCACCCAAUGCCCCAAUCUCUGUAGCCUCAGAUUUGCGACGCCCAACUACGAGUAUAGAGAGAAUUUCUCCAUCUCAUUAGAGGCAGUGGGUAAUUUUCUAAGAGACAGUAUAGACUCCUGCCUUGAGACACUUGUUAUCGAGCAACCUGUACCUCCAUACCCGGUCUUAACUCCAUACGGAUACACAGGUAUAAUUGGACCUCUUAGAGAGCUUCGAAAUCUGAGGACGCUCCAUAUUCCUCUACACUUCUUGGUCGGCAAUCGAUACCUUGAGAAGAGCCUCGAUGAAUGGCUACCGGAUUCGAUAGAAUCUAUUCGUAUCACCAAACGAUGCGUAUAUAAUUCUGAAUUUAUUCGCUACGUACAUGAUCAAGUCAUCCAGAUGGUCUCGAAGGGGACAGUGCCCAAUCUCCGAGAAGUACGGGCUGGUCUUUGCGGAGGGUCCCCUUUCUGUAUUGCACAUUACUUGAAAAAUGUUGGACGACCUGGUUGGACUGUUCGGUAUGCACUACAAGAUGACGAUCUUCGAAAGCAAAUAAAUCCGUGGCCUGAGAUACUCGAGGUGAUUUAA
Messenger RNA from Daldinia loculata, 1506 nucleotides. RefSeq lists its product as uncharacterized. The record is from RefSeq and is a predicted model, not a curated record. NCBI's taxonomy places the organism in Eukaryota, Fungi, Ascomycota, Sordariomycetes, Xylariales, Hypoxylaceae. The transcript has a single exon. The coding region runs from base 1 to 1506 and encodes 501 amino acids.